AUGGACAUUUUGGGAGUUUCUGGGGAUGAAGAAUGGGAUUAUUUGAGCUUAUUCCCAUCCACUGGGGAGCUCAUUGAUUUCACACCAUAUGUUCCGGGCCAGUACCCAUUUUCGCAUGAGCAGGAUACUGAGUACAAUUUACAAAUCCCACCCUUUUCCAUAGAUCCUGAACUCAAUACCAACUUUGCAGGAAUGAGUGGAAACUCGCAUUACCCUCUAGUUCUCAACCCAGAUUCACAUACCGCUUCUCAAGAGAGCAGCUACUUGACAGGCAAGAGUAGCUGUUUUGUUGUGUCUAGCUUGGAGUGUGAAGACAGAAUCGGCUCCAAUAACCCCAUGCAAUUAGCUAAUGAAAUCUCUUCCUACUAUGAUGCUCUCUAUAAGGAUGGUAACAAUAGCAACUUCUCUGUCUCGGAGUUGAGUGGCCCUCUGAUGGAAGAAGGUACGUGUGUUAAGGAAAUGCAUAGUGAAAGAAGAGGAUGCUUGGGUAAUAAUCAGACAGAAGAUGUUAGCAUGCCUCUUAUGCGAUUGCAGCUUGAAAGGAGGUCUUCUAGAUUAGACAACAUUGACGUUGGAGCAGGACAUUCUACUUGCAUCGAUGUGUCAGAGAACAUGAAGAAGAGACCUCGCACUGCAAGAGAUCUGAGAAAGAAAAAUAACAGUCCAAGGAAUGCGAAGAAGCUCCUGUCUGACGACAGCGAUGGAGAUGAAAGUAAUGUUAGACCCAAUAGGUCUAGAGGUUGUGAUGAGGAGGACGGUAAUUCUGGAGAGCUCAGUGGAGAAGUAACUCCACCAUUCAAGGCAUCAACAACACUUACUGAAGAUGGGAGCAUGGGGAAGAUCAAAGCUACUAAGGGUUCAGCAACUGAUUCUCAAAGCCUCUAUGCAAGGAGGCGUAGAGCGAGAAUUAACGAACGAUUGAGGAUUCUUCAAAACCUUGUUCCUAAUGGAUCCAAGGUCGACAUUAGCACAAUGCUUGAGGAGGCAGUUCACUAUGUGAAAUUUUUGCAACUUCAGAUUAAGCUCUUGAGCUCAGAUGAGCUGUGGAUGUACGCUCCUCUUGCUUAUAACGGAAUGGAUGUCAAUUUGAGCCAUAUUACUUUUCCUCAACUAUGA
Eucalyptus grandis is the source of this 1116-nucleotide messenger RNA. RefSeq names its product transcription factor RSL2-like. The coding region runs from base 1 to 1116 and encodes 371 amino acids. Gene Ontology annotation, cellular component: nucleus. Gene Ontology annotation, molecular function: DNA-binding transcription factor activity, RNA polymerase II-specific; RNA polymerase II cis-regulatory region sequence-specific DNA binding; protein dimerization activity. Gene Ontology annotation, biological process: regulation of transcription by RNA polymerase II. The record is from RefSeq and is a predicted model, not a curated record. NCBI's taxonomy places the organism in Eukaryota, Viridiplantae, Streptophyta, Magnoliopsida, Myrtales, Myrtaceae. The transcript is spliced from 5 exons.